AUGGGUCUGGGUCGCAAGGCCAAGGAACCCAAAAAGAAAAGCCCUUCGGCUGUUCUUGGAAAGUUCCGGACCUUGGUGGAGGGAGCAGGUAAGGACGAGAAGGUAGUGGAGGCAAAGCCAAAGCUACUUCGAAAAGUCCUUGCGCUGCUAGAGGAUCUCCUAUGGGAGAAACAAGCGCAACACGCGCAAGUAGAGGUGGCAAACUCUGGGGGGAGCGAGAUGGUGCAGGCAUCUGACACCAACAAGGGUGCACCAAAACAGGUGCCCCUCGAUGAGGGCUUCGUCGUACAGACGAAAAAAGGGCGUGUACCCAAGCCCUCUAAAGGCUCGGGCGCGCCAACCCCUAAGAGAGGGAGUCAAAGUCGUGCAAAACCUGCCGCACAGGCAAAAUCAAAGGUGGAUGCGGUUAAGCCGCGGAAGGCUCUGGAGAAGCCAAAGCCAGCUCCACCUCCGAAGGCCAAAAAGGCCAAGCGUAAGUCAAGAAGCCGACCAGAAGCGAUCUUGGUAGCCUCUGAGGAGGCCGGUUCCUACGCGGAUAUCCUAAAAGGAUUCCGCACUAACGAUGGCCUCAAGGAAGUUGAGCAGCAAGUGGCGAAGAUCCGCCGCGCCCAAAACGGUCAAAUGCUGAUCGAGUUGAAACGGGGUGAAUCCGCCCACUCAGUAGCGCCUGCUCUAGCAGAGGCGCUUAAGGACAAGGCCACCAUUCGGCCUCUAGCUCCCACUAAGAUGGUGGAGCUACGCGAUUUGGAUGAGAUCGCGACAGUAGAGGAGAUAGUCGAAGCUCUGAAGGAGCAGACAAAGAUCUCCGUUGAUGAGAAAUCACUCUGA
Molecule: messenger RNA, 828 nt
Organism: Anopheles moucheti
Lineage: Eukaryota; Metazoa; Arthropoda; Insecta; Diptera; Culicidae
Product: histone H1.3-like
Exons: 1
Coding region: 1-828 (275 amino acids)
Source: RefSeq, a predicted model, not a curated record